AUGUUCACAUUCCCCAACGCAUCUAUCUGCAAAGUCCGCAUUGGAAGGAUAGAUCCACAGGCUCCUGAAGGAAAACAGUUCACCAUCAAUGGAAGUGCUGGAAUCACAAGUUUAACCAGCCUAUUGCCAAAUUACUACCAUCAAGUCCUUGUUUCUGAGUUUGCAGCAAAGGAGAUCGACAAGAAUAGCCACAUCUUGCCCAAUAAGACACUGGGUUACCUCUACUCUCUUAAUAUGAACAAUGAAUUUGGGAACUGUUAUGGGACUAUGGAUGCCCUUUUCUUUCUUCAGGGGAGCCCUGUUAACUACAACUGUGGAAAGAGAAAGAAGCUCAUGGCCAUCAUUGGAGGACUCACUCCUCAUAAUUCCAAGCAGAUGCCCAUGAUCUUAAAUAUCUACAAGAUGCCACAGCUCAGUCAUGGCUCCUUUGACCCUGCUUUGAGUGAUAAAAUUCAGUUCCCUUCUCUGUAUCUGAUGAUCGCAAAUGAAAGUCCUCAGUAUGCUGGGAUAGUUCAGCUGUUUCAGCAUUUUGGAUGGACCUGGAUUGGCCUUUUUGUUUUAGAUGACGACAGUGGAGAAAUGGUAUUGAGGAUUCUCAUUCCUUUACUGCUCGAGAACAAUAUUUGUAUUGCUUUUAAGGAAAUUAUUCCAACACCAAAGGAGGUCAAUGGUGACACAAUGCAAGUUGAUAAGAAAUUGGAUAGAAUAAUUUCUGUUCUCUCAUCAACCAAAAUAAAUGUUUUUCUUGUUCAUGGGGAUUCACGGUCUGUGGACACCUUGCGACUGAUUCUGGCACUAUAUGAAAACUUUGAAAUGAGACCAAUAGAGAGGGUUUGGAUUACAACAGCUCACUUGGAUAUUGUAUCUGCUGUACAUAAUGCUUUAUUCCCAACAAAAUCCCUAAAUGGCACCUUGUCCUUCACAUUCCACAGCAAUGAUUUAGCAGAAUACAAAGAAUAUCUUGAGGCUUUAAAUCCUAAACAAUUUGAUCUUUAUUAUUUCCAUUGGUUUUGGUCCACUGCAUUUUGGUGCAAAGCCCCCAAAUUUGAAUAUUAUUUACCAGGUGGAGAAAACUGCACUGGAGAUGAGAAGUUGCGGAGCCUCCCCGGAAGUGUGUUUGAAAUGGGGAUGUCUGGUCAGAGCUACAGUAUCUACAAUGCUGUUUAUGCUGUAGCACAUGCUCUGCAUGCCAUGAUUUCAUCAACAUCUAAACAGAAAAGAAAGGGAGAUGGAGCCUCAUGGAACCUUUCUAAUAUUUAUCCUUGGCAGCUUCACUACUUUCUGAAACACAUCCACUUCAACAAUACUGCUGGGGAAGAAAUAUUUUUUGAUCAAAAUGGAGAGCUGGCAACUAGAUAUGAUAUCAUCAACAUUGUCACAUUCCCCAAUGCAUCCAUUCGUAAAGUCAGCAUUGGAAGGAUGGACCCACAGGCUCCUGAAGGAAAACAAUUCACAAUCAAUGGAAGUGCUAUUGUGUGGAAUCACAAGUUUAACCAGCUUCACUCCUUCCUAAAGCACGUCCGCUUCAACAAUAGUGCUGGGGAAGAAUUUUUUUUUGAUGAAAAUGGAGAGUUGACAACUGGAUAUGAUAUCAUCAACACGGUCACAUUCCCUAAUUUGUCCUUCCACAGAGUCCGUGUUGGAUGGAUGGACCUCCGGAAUCCUAAAGGAAAACAGUUUACAAUCAAUGGAAGUGCUAUUGUGUGGAAUCACAAAUUCAACCAGGUGGGAAUUACUCUUAUUUCCCAUAAUUAUGGGCUUAAGGAUCGACCCAAGACCAAACCUGGGAAGGUGACCUGCCUUCUCUGUCAAGCAGUGUUUGGAAUCAUCUUCUCCCUUGCUGUUUCUUGUGUAUUGGCUAAAACCAUCACUGUGGUUCUGGCCUUCAUGGCCACCAAGCCAGGAAACAGGAUGAGGAAAUGGGUAGGGAAGAGGCUGGCAGUGUCAGUCAUCAUCCUCUCUACUCUUAGUCAAACUGGCAUCUGUGUAGUGUGGCUGGCAACAUCUCCACCCUUCCCAGAGUUUGACAUGCACUCCCAGACUGACCAGAUCAUUGUGCAAUGCAAUGAAGGAUCUGAUAUCUUGAUCUACAUUGUCCUGGGUUAUAUGGGGCUUCUGGCCAUCAUCAGUUUCACUGUGGCUUUCUUUGCCAGGAAGUUGCCUGAUACUUUCAAUGAAGCCAAACUCAUCACCUUCAGCAUGUUGGUGUUCUGCAGUGUUUGGUUGUCCUUUGUUACCUCUUACCUGAGCAUGAAAGGGAAAUACAUGGUGGCCAUGGAGAUCUUCUCCAUCUUGGCCUCUAGUGCUGGAUUGCUGGGUUGUAUCUUCUUCCCCAAAUUCUUCAUUAUUGUUCUGAGGCCUGAGCUGAAUACCAGGGAUCAGCUAGUAAGGAAAAAGAAUUGUGGUGUUUGA
This is a messenger RNA of Rhineura floridana, 2412 nucleotides long. Its product is annotated as vomeronasal type-2 receptor 116-like. Bases 1 to 2412 code for a protein of 803 amino acids. Gene Ontology annotation, molecular function: G protein-coupled receptor activity. Lineage: Eukaryota; Metazoa; Chordata; Lepidosauria; Squamata; Rhineuridae. The transcript has 6 exons. Gene Ontology annotation, cellular component: membrane. Gene Ontology annotation, biological process: G protein-coupled receptor signaling pathway. The record is from RefSeq and is a predicted model, not a curated record.